Messenger RNA from Phragmites australis (common reed), 3180 nucleotides. RefSeq names its product receptor-like protein kinase FERONIA. Gene Ontology annotation, molecular function: ATP binding; protein kinase activity. The transcript has a single exon. Gene Ontology annotation, biological process: protein phosphorylation. Bases 247 to 2919 code for a protein of 890 amino acids. NCBI's taxonomy places the organism in Eukaryota, Viridiplantae, Streptophyta, Magnoliopsida, Poales, Poaceae. The record is from RefSeq and is a predicted model, not a curated record.
CGGUAGAGUCGAGCGGGCUCUCUCCUGUCCCACUUUAAUGCCGCGCCCGUAAUCCCGAGGCUUCCCCCACCUUAACGCCACCACACCUCCUCCCCGUCUGCGGCUGCCUGCCACAUUCCCCUCUGUCCUCCUCCUCCCCCAAGCUCCAAGCAAAUCUCGCCUCCCCUGCCUCGCGUAACGCUCGGCUCCACCCCAGAUCGGCGCGGCGGCGCCGCUUGAUGCCCGAUCUGUGAGAGGGACCCCACCAUGAGAGCCUUUCGGCUAGUCGCGCUGCUCCUGGCCGCCUGCGCGGCGGUGGCGUGGGCGCAAGCGGCGGGAGGCGGCAACUCCACCGCGUUCGUGCCGCGAGACGACAUCCUGCUGGACUGCGGCGCGACGGGGCAGGGCAACGACACGGACGGGCGGGUGUGGACCGGGGAUGCGGGCUCCAAGUACGCUCCCCCUGGCAACCUCGCCUCGGCCGUCCCGGCGGCGACGCAGAACCCCUCGGUGCCGCAGGUGCCCUACCUCACUGCGCGGGUUUCUGCGUCCCCCUUCACCUACUCCUUCCCGCUCGGCCCUGGUCGUAAGUUCCUCAGGCUCCACUUCUACCCGGCCAACUACACAAAUCGCGACGCCGCCGACGCGCUCUUCUCCGUCUCCGUCGCCGGGGGCAAGUUCACUCUCCUCUCCAACUUCAGCGCAUACCAGACCGCCACCGCGCUCAACUUCGACUACCUCGUCCGGGAGUUCUCCGUCAACGUCACCUCCCCGACGCUCGAACUCACCUUCACCCCGGAGAAGGGCCGUCCCAACGCAUACGCGUUCAUCAACGGCAUCGAGGUCGUCUCCUCCCCGGACCUCUUCGACAUCUCCACCCCGAACAUGAUCACUGGGGACGGCAACCCCCAGCCGUUCCCGAUCGAUGCUGGUGCUGCUAUGCAGACCAUGUACCGGUUAAACGUCGGGGGCCAGGCAAUCUCCCCCUCCAGGGACACUGGCGGCUACCGGUCCUGGGACGACGACUCACUGUACAUAUACGGCGCCGGGUUUGGGGUCACCUACCCGAACGAUAGCAACGUCACCAUCACGUACCCGGACAAUGUGCCGCAGUAUGUGGCGCCGGUGGAUGUCUACUCCACUGCGCGCUCAAUGGGGCCGGACAAGAAUGUGAACUUGAACUACAAUCUCACAUGGAUCAUGCAGGUGGAUGCUGGCUUCUUUUACCUUGUCAGGCUGCAUUUCUGUGAGAUACAAAGCCCUAUCACUAAGGCCAAUCAGCGGGUGUUUGACAUUUACAUCAACAAUCAAACAGCCAUGAAGGGUGCUGAUGUGAUUGCAUGGGCAACCAUGGGUGGUGCUACUACUGGUCUUGGCAGUCCGGUGUAUCAGGACUAUGUGGUGAGCACAUUGGGUUCAGGGGCCAUGGAUUUAUGGGUGGCUCUCCAUCCGGAUGUUGACUCAAAGCCACAAAUAUAUGAUGCUAUUCUCAAUGGGAUGGAGGUGUUCAAGCUACAGCUUAGUAAUGGGAGCCUUGUGGGGCUCAAUCCAGUCCCAAGUGUUGAACCAACGGCAGAUGACGGGGCAACUAAGAAGAAAUCAACUGUUGGGCCUAUUGUUGGUGGAGUGGUUGGAGGUUUGGUGGUUCUUGCGCUUGGAUAUUUCUGCUUCUUUGUGAUCUGCAGGCGUAGGAAUGCCGGUAAGGAUGCAGGCAUGAGUGAUGGUCAUUCUGGUUGGCUGCCGCUAUCGCUUUAUGGCAAUUCACACACUUCCAGUUCAGCCAAGUCGCACACUACCGGUAGCUAUGCUUCAUCUUUGCCAUCCAACCUGUGCCGCCAUUUCUCUUUUGCUGAGAUCAAGGCUGCUACAAACAACUUCGAUGAGUCCCUUAUUCUUGGUGUGGGUGGAUUCGGUAAAGUUUAUCGUGGUGAGAUUGAUGGGGGGACAACCAAGGUGGCUAUCAAGCGUGGCAAUCCUUUGUCUGAGCAGGGUGUGCAUGAGUUCCAGACUGAGAUUGAAAUGUUGUCCAAGCUCCGCCACCGUCAUCUUGUGUCGCUAAUUGGUUACUGCGAGGAUAAGAAUGAGAUGAUCCUAGUCUAUGACUACAUGGCUCAUGGAACUCUGCGCGAGCACCUGUAUAAGACCCAGAAUCCGCCACUUACCUGGAGGCAGCGCUUAGAUAUCUGCAUUGGUGCAGCUCGUGGGCUUCACUACCUUCACACUGGUGCAAAGCACACCAUCAUCCACCGUGAUGUGAAGACAACAAACAUCCUCCUGGAUGAGAAUUGGGUCUCUAAGGUUUCUGAUUUUGGCCUGUCCAAGACUGGCCCAUCUAUGGACCACACUCAUGUGAGCACAGUUGUCAAGGGCAGUUUUGGUUACCUUGAUCCUGAAUACUUCCGCAGGCAGCAGCUCACCGAGAAAUCCGAUGUCUACUCAUUUGGUGUUGUGCUGUUUGAGGUCCUCUGUGCACGGCCUGCCUUGAACCCCACGCUUCCAAAAGAAGAAGUUAGCUUGGCGGAGUGGGCAUUGCACUGCCAGAAGAAGGGCAUUCUCGAUCAGAUUGUUGAUCCCUACUUGAAGGGAAAGAUUACUCCACAGUGCUUCAAGAAGUUUGCCGAGACGGCUGAGAAGUGUGUUUCCGAUCAGGGCAUUGACCGACCUUCAAUGGGAGAUGUGCUUUGGAACUUGGAGUUUGCACUUCAAAUGCAGGAAAGCGCAGAGGAGAGUGGAAGCCUUGGUUGUGGGAUGUCAGACGAGGGCACUCCCCUCAUGAUGGUUGGGAAGAAGGAUCCCAAUGACCCGUUGAUCGAAUCAAGCACCACCACAACCACAACCACUUCCAUAAGCAUGGGCGAUCAAAGUGUCGCAAGUGUGGACUCAGAUGGGCUGACGCCCAGCGCUGUCUUCUCACAGAUCAUGAACCCCAAGGGUCGGUGAGGUAAAAACUUGUUCCAUUUGUCACCUCGCAGGCAUAAUUUAUUCGAUCAGCAUAUUUUCAUGAGUUUGUGCUGUUGAUGUUCUCUCAAAGUUACGGACCAGAAGUCAGAGAAUUGUUUCAUAUUAGAUAUUAUACCUUGCCCUGUACUUUUCUCCACUGUUGUAAUGACUAUAUGCUUAUUGGCUUGUAUUGUACCUCCGCUAUUGACCCAGCGAGUAAUACUGCAUGAGAAAUUGAUGUGCACGUACCCUUUUUUUUUU